Molecule: messenger RNA, 4148 nt
Organism: Tachysurus fulvidraco (yellow catfish)
Lineage: Eukaryota; Metazoa; Chordata; Actinopteri; Siluriformes; Bagridae
Gene: hdc
Product: histidine decarboxylase
Exons: 13
Coding region: 1779-3692 (637 amino acids)
Biological process (GO): L-histidine catabolic process; histamine biosynthetic process
Molecular function (GO): pyridoxal phosphate binding; histidine decarboxylase activity
Source: RefSeq, a predicted model, not a curated record
AAAAAUUUCCACAACAUUAACAUGUCAUAUAUCAAAACACUCAGGACAAUGAGGGUAAUCACGUCACGGGUAUUCGGAUACUGUCACAUGCUUAUGUCCAAAAGUAUUGGCACCCUAGCUGUCCAAUAGCUUUCACAAGCUUUCUGUCCACCUGCCUCAAAAAGUCACACAUACUCAUAUGUCCAGUCGCUUCCAAAAAGCACCGGCCUUUGAGAAUAAUUGCACCGUCAAAGCCAACAUCAAAGUUUGUCGCGAUGAACUUUACAAAUCUAGUUUUAUCUUGAUUUAAUAUAUUAAAGCGGGAUAAUUCGAUAUAUUAGCCUGGGGUCACCACCGCAGAUCCUCCAGUUCACACGUUUUAUUUCACACAUGUUUACACAGAUGGCCUUCCUGACACAUCCCUCCUGUUUAGGGACCGGCACUAGCGUUAAUCCCUCAGUAACUGGGUCGGGUUCUAGCCUGUGUGUCGAACCCGGGCCACAUCAAUGAGAGCACAGGAUCCUGCCAGGGGGAAGUCGUGGCCUAAUGGUUAGAGAGUUUGACUCCUAACCCUAAGGUUGUGGGUUCGGGUCUCGGGCCGGCUACGACUGAGGUGCCUUUGAGCAAGUCACCGAACCCCCCAACUGCUCCCUGGGCACCGUAGCGUUCACGGUGUGUGUGUUCACGGUGUGUGUGUUCAUGGUGUGUGUGUUCACGGUGUGUGUGUUCAUGGUGUGUGUGUGCACUUUGGAUGAAUUACUAAUUAAUUAUACGGUAAUCAUGUGUUGCGUUUCAUACAAAAGCAGUGGAUGGUGUUGGGUGUUUUGGCUUAUUGCCAUGACAACCACAAGCCUAAACUACAGGUUUAAAGUAAAACCAUCAUCUCUUACCAUCAUAAACCCAAACCCUAAAUCCUGACACGGAUUCCAAUCUUUAUCCCCCUUAUCAAGCGCUGUAGGACUAAACCCCAGCCCCAAGACCCCCACAUUAGUGUCAACACUAAUCCCUGACACUAAACCCUUUAUGAAGCAUGUACACACACACGUACACAUGACUGGUUUUCACAAACACACCAAUAAAAUUGUUUGAUCAGAGAAACAUAUUUACACUUUAUAGUACAAACACGGCCUCUUGUUUACUCAUCAGGACGGUGAUGUGCCAAGUGCCAUAACCGCUAAUGACAUAGGGUGUUAAGCAGGUUAGCAUGUCGUGUGCACUAAAGUGUCAUGUAACUAAUGAAUGUAAUAUAAGGUCUUGAGAAAUGUCCUCACUUCGUGCGUCGUCCGCUAUUUUGUCUGUAACGAUCGCUGAUAUUUAAAUAUUGUCAUGUAAAUGGAUGCGAGACGCGCAGAUUAUAUGAGCAUGCUAAUUGUAACCAUAGCAACAAUGUAACCAUAUCAACGAUGUACCGAAAGCCUCUGGUGCACGUCGACCACGAAUCUGACCGUUCGCUAGGAGAACUGAACGCAGACCCAGAGGCAUUGUGGGUAACGCUGACGUCUCGGGCAUGUUUGGGGAAAAUUUCAUCAGUGUGUGUUAUUUUAAUGUAAUGCUGCACACAUGUUGUUUUCCCACAGUGUGUAUACACCUCGUUCCCCGGAGUGUGUGUCAUCAAACAGUGUAUUCUUCUUCUGUUUACCUGCAAGAAACCUCAUCAUCCUCCUCAAACAGGUGGAGCGCAGAAUAAACGUAGCUUCACGUCACCAACAGGCUUUUUGUGCGUGUGUGUGUGUGUGUGUGUGUGUGUGUGUGUGUGUGUGUCUGUGUGCGUGUGUGAAGUGGUCUGGGGUCACUAUAUAAUGUUCUCACACACACUCACACACAUCCAACAAUUCAUCCAGACACAGAGAGAGCUAGGGAUUAUGCAGGCGGAGGAAUACACACGCAGAGGGAAGGAGAUGGUGGAUUAUAUCUGUCAGUACCUGACACAGAUCAGACAGAGGCGUGUCCUCCCAGAUGUUCAGCCAGGCUUCAUGAAGUCUCAGCUCCCUGAUGAAGCUCCUCAUGAUCCUGAGUCGUGGGACACCAUCAUGCAGGACGUGGAGAACAUCAUCAUGCCUGGGGUUGUCCAUUGGCAGAGUCCUCAUAUGCAUGCGUAUUUUCCUGCUUUGACCUCAUGGCCAUCACUGCUGGGAGACAUGCUGUCAGAUGCCAUCAACUGCCUCGGCUUCACCUGGGCAUCAAGUCCUGCUUGUACAGAGUUGGAGAUGUGUGUUAUGGAUUGGCUGUGUAAAGCACUAGGGUUGCCAGAUCAUUUCCUUCAUCAUCACCCAGAGAGCCGUGGAGGCGGGAUACUGCAGAGUACAGUGAGUGAGUGCACACUGGUUGCCCUUCUCGCUUCCCGUAAAGACAAAAUCCUGCAGAUGAAGAACAGAAGCUCUCCUACAGACACACACACAGACGCCUUCAGUGAUACACACACUGACAUGGACGAGUCCACACUGAACUCCACACUCAUCGCCUACGCCUCAGACCAGGCGCACUCCUCAGUGGAGAAGGCUGGAUUGAUCUCUCUGGUGAAGAUCAGGUUUCUGGAGACUGAUGAAAAGUUCUCUCUGCGUGGAGAAACCCUACAGAGAGCCAUUGAAGAGGACAGGAGGCGGGGCUUAGUGCCUGUCAUGCUGUGUGUAACGCUGGGCUCCACUGGGGUGUGUUCCUUUGACUGUCUGGAAGAGCUGGGACCCAUCUGUGCUUGUGAAGGUCUGUGGCUCCAUGUUGAUGCAGCAUACGCAGGCUCCGCCUUCCUCUGUCCUGAAUUACGUAACUUCCUGUGUGGUGUUGAAUACGCAGACUCGUUUGUCUUCAACCCGUCUAAAUGGAUGAUGGUGCACUUCGACUGUACAGCGUUCUGGGUGAAAGAUAAGCUUAAACUCCAGCAGACAUUUAGUGUUGAUCCUCUUUACCUGAGACACGACAACUCCGGAGCUACAGACUUCAUGCACUGGCAGAUUCCACUGAGUCGCCGUUUCCGGUCAUUAAAGUUGUGGUUUGUUCUACGUUCCUUUGGCCUGAAAAACCUUCAGGCUCACAUCCGACAUGGGAUUGAAAUGGCCAAACUGUUCGAGUCUCUGGUGAGAAGCGACCCAAACUUCUACAUUCCAGCAGAGCGACACUUGGGACUGGUUGUGUUCAGCAUGACUGAAGGAAAUGCUUUUACACAGGAGCUCUUGCGCAGGUUAACACACUCCGGCACCAUGUUCCUGAUUCCGGCCGCCGUCGCUUCCAAACUUAUCAUCCGCUUCACCGUGACGUCACAGUUCACACGCCCAGAGGACAUCCACCGUGACUGGAGCAUCAUCCAGCGCAUGGCCAAGGAGAUCCUGCAGCCAGGCCGCUGGCCCCGCCCCCAGGCGCUAUCCCUGGACAGCGAGAGCGAAACCGAAACCCUGUGGCAGGAACAGGAAGUGGAGGCGCAGCACGAGCCAUCCAUGAUCGACAAGCAUCUGGUGCGUCAGAAUCAGAGACGCGCCACUCGCUCAAUGAGCUGCAGCGCCGAGCUCCCACCGUCCAGACCUGACCCCACCCAUGGUCUAAAGGAGGCCCCGCCCCUCGGAGUGUUGGCGAAGAUUCCGGAGAGCCCUGAGGGGCGGAGAACCCCACAGAAGCGUCUGAUGAAGUUCCACAGUGUGCCGAGUUUACCACAGAAGUCCCAACACCACCAACAAGACAAAAUCCUGGAUGUUUCCACCCCUGCGGUUGUGCUGCACUUUUAGCGCACUGUGUGUCAGGUUUCACACACGUUUGUGUAGCAGGACCUUUUUUCCUUCACCUUUAGAGGUCACGAGGUCGAGUGUGAACACGAGUGUGAAGAUUUUAACACACGAUUUCAAACCUUUACAUAAAAUCACAUUUUAUUCCCAUUAGUUCUUUCAGUACUGACAUCAGCUUCAUUCUAAAAUCUAAUAUAAAAAUAAGCACAAUUUCUUUUUUAUUACAGAGAAAUCUUCAUCAUUUCCUCCUUCAUCAUCUUUGUACAUAAUCUCAUGUUAUAAUGUUAGAACACCAAUUAGGUGUGAAUAAUAAACAUCUUUGGGAUCAGAAACAUGAUUGAGGUCUCUGUGUGUGUGUGUGUGUGUGUGUGUGUGUGUGUGUGUGUGUGUGUGUGUGUGUGUGUGUGUGUGUGUGUGUGUGUGUGUGUGUGUGCAUGUGUAUGUCUGUGUGUGUGUGUG